Carlito syrichta (Philippine tarsier) is the source of this 1348-nucleotide messenger RNA. RefSeq names its product carbohydrate sulfotransferase 11 (gene CHST11). The record is from RefSeq and is a predicted model, not a curated record. Lineage: Eukaryota; Metazoa; Chordata; Mammalia; Primates; Tarsiidae. Gene Ontology annotation, molecular function: sulfotransferase activity. Bases 86 to 1036 code for a protein of 316 amino acids. Gene Ontology annotation, biological process: carbohydrate biosynthetic process; proteoglycan biosynthetic process. The transcript has 4 exons. Gene Ontology annotation, cellular component: membrane.
UAGAUAUCUGUACACCCAUGUUCAUAGCAGCAUCAGUCACAGUGGCCAAAAGGUGCAGACGACCCUAAUGUCCACCAAGUGAUGAAUGGAUAGUGUCAUGCGGAGGAAUCCCUUCGGCGUGGACAUCUGCUGCCGGAAGGGGUCCCGAAGUCCCCUGCAGGAGCUCUAUAACCCCAUCCAGCUGGAGCUCUCCAACACCGCCGUCCUGCACCAGAUGCGGCGGGACCAGGUGACGGACACGUGCCGCGCCAACAGCGCCCUGAGCCGCAAACGGCGGGUCCUGACCCCCAACGACCUGAAGCACCUGGUGGUGGACGAGGACCACGAGCUCAUCUACUGCUACGUGCCCAAGGUGGCCUGCACCAACUGGAAGCGGCUCAUGAUGGUCCUGACCGGGCGGGGCAAGUACAGCGACCCCAUGGAGAUCCCGGCCAACGAGGCCCACGUGUCGGCCAACCUGAAGACGCUGAACCAGUACAGCAUCCCGGAGAUCAACCACCGCUUGAAAAGCUACAUGAAGUUUCUGUUCGUCCGCGAGCCCUUCGAACGGCUGGUGUCAGCCUACCGCAACAAGUUCACCCAGAAAUACAACACCUCCUUCCACAAGCGGUACGGCACCAAGAUCAUCAAGCGACAGCGCAAGAAUGCCACCCAGGAAGCCCUGCGCAAAGGCGACGAUGUCAAGUUCGAGGAGUUCGUGGCCUAUCUCAUCGACCCGCACACCCAGCGCGAGGAGCCCUUCAACGAACACUGGCAGACCGUCUACUCCCUCUGCCACCCCUGCCACAUCCGCUACGACCUCGUGGGCAAGUACGAGACCCUGGAAGAGGACUCCAAUUACGUCCUGCAGCUGGCGGGCGUGGGCAGCUACCUGAAGUUCCCCACCUAUGCAAAGUCUACGAGAACUACUGACGAAAUGACCACAGAGUUCUUCCAGAACAUCAGCUCAGAGCACCAGACGCAGCUGUACGAAGUCUACAAACUCGAUUUUUUAAUGUUCAAUUACUCAGUGCCAAGCUACCUGAAAUUGGAAUAAAAAGGGGGUGGGAGAGGGAGAGGGUCAUGCUUUUUAAUUUAAGAUUUUUAUUUGUCAAGAGAGUUCUAUGGAUAUUGGGUUAUUUUGUAAAUUAAUGUUUCUUUGGGGGUGAUGCUGCGAGCAGCGUGGGUGAGGAUUAUUUAAAACCCCUCGAGGGGAGGACAGCCGUCUUUGCGGGGGAAUCGGGUGGGUCGUCCUCGGGUUGAGAAGUGAAUCCUGCAACACGGUUCUCAAAGUUUCCUUGUGUUCUGGUGAAUUCCAUGAAUUGUGCAUUCCAUAAAUUCUAAUUAAUAUUAUUUAUAGUUAUUUAAA